Messenger RNA from Aethalodelphis obliquidens (Pacific white-sided dolphin), 10609 nucleotides. It is a transcript of the gene ZNF592, whose product is annotated as zinc finger protein 592. The transcript has 10 exons. The coding region runs from base 3151 to 6948 and encodes 1265 amino acids. The record is from RefSeq and is a predicted model, not a curated record. Lineage: Eukaryota; Metazoa; Chordata; Mammalia; Artiodactyla; Delphinidae.
AACCACUGCGCCACCAGGGAAGUCCCGAGACCCACUUUAUUUCUAUUGAGUCAGUCUGCAGGUGGACUUAGAAGUCUGCAUCAUUAACAAGAUUUGGGGGUGAUUUUUGAGGCCAGUGAUCCCUGGACUAUACUUUGGUCUAAAGACUGUGGUUCCCAGCCCCAGACAACAUCAGUCCUCUAGGUGGUUUUCUAAAAAAUGCUCAGCCCCACCCCUGAAGAUUCUGAUUUAAUUGGCCUGAGGUGGGGUUAGGUAUUAGCACUGCUCCCCAUGUGUUUCUAAUGUGCUUCCAGGGCUAGAAUCACUAGUCUGCGGGUUAAUAAGCCUUAUACUGGGUGUUUGAUGGAGAGAUUUGAAUGGGUAACUGUGAGUAGGAGACUUCAGGCCCUCUGGGAAGCUAAGGCAGGGCCAGUCAUGUUGCCAGGAAUAACAGGAAUCUUUCACAGUAAUAAAAACUCUCCAGUUUAUGUACUUUAUCUCAUUUGAUUACCUCACCUCUCUGGGCCUUCAUUUCCUUGCUUGUAGAGUUAGCAGCUUAAAUUUAAUGGUUUCCUAGAAUCUCUUGGGCUCUUAAUCUUUCUGGUGUUGGAAGAACCUCUAAUCCAGAACAGUGUUCUAGUACGUUGUUUCCUAAUCUCAGUCUUACAACACCCUAAGGUGUGUCAUAAUUGUGGCAAGGGCUGUAGUGAAUGUCUCAAUACCAGUUGAAGGAAAAUGUGUGCCAUAUGCAGUAGCACCUUGGGAAGAUGAGGAUGUUGGGAAACUGAAAUGUGAAGUCAGACCUCCUGGUUCAGAAUUCCUGAGUGGAAGGGCAGUCUGGUUGUUGGAGGCAAGCAGGAGCCUCAGUAUUAGUCUUGGUUCUGGCGAGUUCCCUGUGAAGUGGCAAUAGUGUUAUAUAAACUGUAAAGUUCCUAUAAAUCCACAUGUGUUUAUGUGGCCUGAGAGAAGCAGCCAGCCUGGGCCAAUGGAGCCUGAUUCUCAGGUUUGCCAGCCCCUCUCUGCAGCCAAACUGUUAUUGGGCACCAGAGAUGGUCUGAAUAACCCUAAAGAAUCCAGUGUCUGCAGGAACUGAGGUUACCCUGGAAUAAAUAAUCAGGCACACUCAUUGGAGCACCUCAGAACUAACUUAUUUUGGACAUCAGAUCUAAGACACUCCCUACCCCAUCCCCUGGUUUCUGACUUUAUCCUCAUCUGGACAGCACAGGGUCUGCUUGUUAGUUUAUGUUUUGAAAUGUGAAGAUCCAAAUAAGAAAAGGAAAAAAGUUUUCUGUAUUUCCCUUCUAUAGAAUUGGAAUAAUGAGUUUCCUUCCAUUCCCUUGUAAGUUUUUCCAUUAAUAUUGUCUAUAUCUCUAUUUAGAAUCCAAAUAAAUGCUGGUCUGUCAAAGUUAAGACAAAUGAAGUCAAGCGAGGGAACGCAGAAUUACAGUGAGUGAGCGGAAUUAGAAAAGAGACUCUUUAUUCUGUCAUUUGUGGGUACAUGCACCUGAUGGACUGUUAACUAGUUUCUCCACACGGGCCUCUAAAAUUGGAAUCUUGGGAGGUUAUGGCCAAGCAUUAGUAGUUUCCAAAGUUCCCAAGGUGAUUCUGAUGUCCAGUUACAAUUGAGGACCACUUAGAUUAAAAAAAAAAAAAAAAAAAAGGGUCUGCCAGCUUUCCCCAUGUCUUCUCUUAUUCUCAUCCCCUGCUUGGUGCUUGUCCCUUCCCUGCCUCUCCCCCACCUGUGACUUUCCCCCAGCCUACCUGCCCCUUGGUCCCCUUGCUCACUCCUUGAUCCUCUGCUUCUUCAGCCCUCCUGAGCACUGGAGGAUGAGCUGUGAGGAGGGGUAACCGACCUUCACUUGCCCUGUCUCUGUCCCCUGUGCAUGCAUCCAAUCAGCCUGACGUUUAGGGAUUCAGUGGUCUGCAGGGGCACUCUGAAAAAUUAUGAGGUAAAGCUUGCUGGCCACUGAGGUUGGUGGCAGAAUACUUAACAAACAUGUGUAUUUGCUAUGUUUAAGGCAGUGUUGUAAGAGCUUUACAAAUAUUAACUCAUUUAACCCCUAUAACCCCCAUUUUACUUAUGGGGAAACUGAGACACAGAGGUGGAGGAACCUGGCCAAGGUCACAUGGCUAGUAAGUAGUAGAACUGGGAUUUGAACCCACGUAAAGUCUGGGCUCUGAACCAGCACACUAUGCUAGGUGAAAGGGAGAAGAUCUGGGACUGGGGAUAGUACUAUCUUUGACUACAUUUGAGGCCCGCUUUGAAUUAGGUUUGGAGAUUCUUCUCAGGAUCUGACCUACACUUUAUUAUUAUUAACUUACUUUAAUUACAUUUGCCUUCAGACUUAUUAAAAAACAUUUUAUUUUUCUUCUUUCCUUAGGUGGUGUUUGGAAACUAGACCAUGUGCCUAUAGGUAGAAGUUAUUCCUUUCUCCACAGCUGUACACUCCCAGCAAUAUUCACCACACCCUUGUUUUGAGAACCUCACUGAGUCAGUCCAGCAGCAGUCUGCAGACGGGCAUUUGGAAGCCACUGGACCAGGUCAUUUCUGAGGUCCACUUCAGCUCUAACAUCCUGUGAGUCUUGUUAGAAUGCUUGCAAUGCAAUUCUGUUCUUGGGAAAUGGAAUUUUUGGUUGGGGUGGAAGGGCUUAGACAGGGAGAAGAGAAGCUGCCUCUGGGUGACAGACAUCUUGGGCAGGGCAGGCAGGGACAGGUGUAUCAGCCAGGGUUUGGAGAGGCUUCAAGGAAAGGUUCUGGGAGGGGUGGGAGCAGUGACAACCCCCAUAACAUUGGGAACUAGGUGUGUUAGGCCCUGGGCAUAGAGGUAAAGGAUAUGACCCCAAUUUUCGGGAGACUCACAGACUGAUGAGAAAACUUAGGAUCCCAGCCUACUGUGGGAAGUGCUGCCAUAGAGGAAGGGAGGAAGGGAAGGGCAGAGGACUCAGAGAAGGCAUCCAGGAGGAGGGGCCCUGGAACAGGAGCUUGGGGAUGAGGAGUUCUCGGGCAGAUUUAUGUUUGGGGCCACUCAGGAGGAACAGCUCAAGCUCUGACACCAGUGACUGAAAUGUACCCUGGGAAGUGGCUGGAGAGGUGGACACAGACCAGAUGGGAAUGGCUUCUGCACACUGGAAGAAGAGUUUACUUACUGAAGCCCUUGCCAGCAUCCAGCCAUGGGGGAUAUGAAAACUCCAGAUUUUGAUGACCUUCUGGCUGCCUUUGACAUCCCAGACCCCACCAGCCUUGAUGCCAAGGAGGCCAUCCAGACCCCCAGUGAGGAGAAUGAGAGUCCCCUCAAACCUCCAGGCAUGUGUAUGGAUGAGAAUGUGUCCUUGUCUCACUCAGGAUCAGCCUCAGAUGUGCCAGCCGUGAGUGUCAUCGUCAAGAACACCAGCCGCCAGGAGUCAUUUGAAGCGGAGAAAGACCACGUCGCUCCCAGCCUCCUACACAAUGGAUUCCGGGGCUCGGACCUGCCUCCGGAUCCCCACAACCUAGGCCACAACUGUGGGAAGUUUGAUUCCACUUUCAUGAAUGGAGAUAGUACCAGGAGUUUCCCCGGCAAGCUGGAACCUUCCAAGUCAGAGCCCUUACCAACCUUUAACCAGUUCAGUCCAAUCUCCAGCCCCGAACCCGAGGAUGCCAUCAAAGAUAAUGGGUUUGGGAUAAAGCCCAAGCACGCUGACAGUUACUUCCCACCCCCUCCUGGGUGUGAGUCUGUGGGGGGCCCGGUCCUGGAGGCUCUGACUAAGUUUCCAGUCCCAGAGCUGCAUAUGUUUGAUCACUUUUGUAAGAAAGAGCCCAAGCCAGAACCCCUGCCCCUGGGGAGUCAGCAGGAGCACGAGCAAGGUGGGCAGAAGGCAGUGGAACCUCACAAGGAGCUGGAUACCAGUCGAUUCUUUGGGGAAGCUUUGGAGUUCAACAGCCACCCCGGCCACAGUAUCGGAGAGCCUAAGGGGCUUGCCUCGGAGCUAGGUACCUGCUCGUCAGUGCCCCCUAGGCAGCGUCUUAAGCCAGCUCAUUCCAAGCUGUCCUCUUGUGUUGCAGCCUUGGUGGCCCUGCAGGCUAAACGAGUGGCCAGUGUCACCAAGGAGGAUCAGCCUACCCACACAAAGGAUCCCUCAGGGCCCACAAAAGAGGGCUCCAAAGGCAGCCCCAAAAUGCCCAAGUCACCAAAGAGUCCCCGGAGCCCUCUGGAGGCCACUAGAAAAAGUAUCAAGCCAUCAGACAGCCCUCGGAGCAUCUGCAGUGACAGCAGCAGCAAAGGCUCCCCUUCUGUGGCUGCCAGCUCCCCACCAGCAAUUCCCAAAGUCAGAAUCAAAACCAUUAAGACAUCAUCAGGGGAAAUCAAACGGACUGUCACAAGGAUCCUACCAGACCCUGACGAUCCCAGUAAGUCCCCUGCUGGGUCACCUCUAGGAAGCGCCAUUGCUGAGGCCCCGAGCGAGGUGCAGGAGGAUGAGGUCACUGCCCUGUCUGGGGCAGAGCACUUUCUUGAGGUGGGCACAAAUUCAGGGAGCCCUCAGGGUGACAGGAAGGGGGAUGAGAACAUGACAAAAGCCAGUGAAUCUUCAACUUCUUGCUGCAGCUCUGGGUCCCGGGGCCCAAAGGGGGCUGCCUCGGGCUCACAGAUGGGCAAGAAGCAGCAGCAGAGCACAGCACUGCAGGCAUCCACCCUGGCCCCUGCCAACCUCCUGCCCAAAGCCGUGCACCUGGCCAACCUGAAUCUGGUCCCCCACAGUGUGGCCGCGUCCGUGACGGCCAAGUCCUCAGCACAGAGGCGGAGCCAGCCACAGCUCACGCAGAUGUCGGUGCCCCUGGUCCACCAGGUGAAAAAGGCCGCCCCACUGGUUGUGGAGGUCUUCAACAAGGUCCUCCACAGCUCCAACCCCGUGCCCCUCUACGCUCCAAAUCUCAGCCCGCCUGCGGACAGCAGGAUCCACGUGCCGGCCAGUGGGUACUGCUGCCUGGAGUGUGGGGAUGCGUUUGCCUUAGAGAAGAGCCUGAGCCAGCACUACGGCCGGCGGAGCGUCCACAUCGAGGUGCUGUGCACACUGUGCUCCCAGACGCUGCUCUUCUUCAACAAGUGCAGCCUGCUCCGGCAUGCCCGUGACCACAAGAGCAAGGGUCUCGUCAUGCAGUGCUCUCAGCUGCUUGUGAAGCCCAUCUCUGCGGACCAAAUGUUCGUGUCGGCCCCCGCGAACUCCACGGCACCAGCAACCCCGGCUCCCCCCUCCUCCCCCAAACACGGCCUCACUUCAAGCAGUGCCAGCCCCCCACUCCCAGCUUUGCCGCUCUACCCAGACCCUGUGAGGCUCAUCCGGCACAGUAUCAAGUGUCUCGAAUGUCACAAGCAGAUGCGAGACUACAUGGCUAUGGCUGCACAUUUCCAGAGGAUGACGGAGGAAACCGAGGGGCUGACUUGCCAGGUGUGCCAGAUGCUGCUGCCCAACCAGUGCAGUUUCUGUGCCCACCAGCGGAUCCACGCCCACAAGUCCCCCUACUGUUGUCCAGAGUGUGGAGCCCUCUGUCGCUCUGCCUACUUCCAGACGCAUGUAAAGGAGAAUUGCCUGCACUAUGCCCGCAAGGUGGGCUACAGGUGCAUCCACUGUGGGGUAGUCCACUUGACCUUGGCCUUGCUGAAAAGCCACAUCCAGGAGCGACACUGCCAGGUUUUCCACAAAUGUGCAUUCUGCCCCAUGGCCUUCAAGACUGCCAGUAGCACCGCGGACCACAGCGCCACCCAGCAUCCCACCCAGCCCCACAGACCCUCCCAGCUCAUUUAUAAGUGCUCCUGUGAAAUGGUCUUCAACAAGAAGAGGCACAUUCAGCAGCAUUUUUACCAGAAUGCCAGUAAGGCGCAGGUGGGCGUCUUCAAGUGCCCUGAGUGCCCGCUCUUGUUCCUGCAGAAGCCAGAGUUGAUGCAACAUGUCAAGAGCACCCACGGUGUUCCCCGAAACGUGGACGAGCUGUCAAGCCUCCAGUCUUCAGCAGACACAUCUUCAAGCCGCCCUGGCUCUCGAGUUCCCACUGAACCCCCAGCCACUAAUGUGGCUGCUCGGGGCAGCUCCCUGCCCUCUAGCCGCUGGGGCAGGCCAGAAGCCCAUCGCAGGGGUGAGGCCAGGCCCCGGCUGAGGAACACUGGCUGGACCUGCCAGGAGUGCCAGGAGUGGGUUCCUGAUCGGGAGAGCUAUGUGUCCCACAUGAAAAAGAGCCAUGGUCGGACGUUGAAGCGGUACCCAUGUCGGCAGUGUGAACAGUCCUUCCAUACCCCCAACAGCCUGCGCAAACACAUCCGCAACAACCACGACACAGUAAAGAAAGUCUACACUUGUGGGUAUUGCACAGAGGACAGCCCCAGCUUUCCUCGGCCCUCCCUCCUGGAGAGCCACAUCAGCCUUAUGCAUGGUAUCAGAAACCCUGAUUUGAGCCAGACGUCCAAAGUCAGACCUUCGGGCGGACAUUCCCCUCAGGUGAACCAUCUGAAAAGACCAGUCAGCAGAGCAGGGGAUGCUCCAGACACCAGCAAUGGCGCGACUGUCUCUUCCACCAAAAGGCACAAGUCCCUUUUCCAGUGUGCGAAAUGUAGCUUUGCCACAGACUCAGGGCUCGAGUUUCAGAGCCACAUACCUCAGCACCAGAAGGACAGCUCCACAGCCCAGUGUCUCCUCUGUGGCUUGUGCUACACCUCUGCCAGCUCCCUCAGCCGCCACCUCUUCAUCGUCCACAAGGUGAGAGACCAGGAGGAGGAAGAGGCAGAGGCGGCAGAGCCAGAGGAGGGCUCUGGGGAGGAGGUGUCCGUGGAGACCAGGGAGAACGGACUGGAAGAGUGUGCCGAGGAGCCUCUGUUGGGUGACUCAGAGGCCAGGAGGUCACUGGGCCUGGCCCCUGACGAGGAUGGUGCCCAAGAUGCUCAGAGUCAACCACAGGCCUCUCAGGACCGGGACAGCCACACACCGUCCCCACAGGUGUGACUGGAAGCUUUGCAGUGCGCAGUCGGGUGGUGCCGUGGUGUCCUCCGCCUGCCACGCGGACAGUGGGAAAGAGAAGGCUCCACCCCGGUGUGAGUGUGGCUGGCUGGGCCCUGGAGCAGUGUCUGCCCUGAGCUGCUGGGGGCUGGGUGUCCCCCAGCCCCAGGAGAUGGUGGGGUCGUCCAGGACCCUCACAGCUCUGAAUUUGCUUCUGUUAUUUAUGGCUUUGUGCUGCUUCCUGGUACCCCAACUUUUGUCUGCGUCCUUCCAGCCCCAGGCUGCUUAAGUGGCCCAACCCCGAUGCUGUCACCUCAGCUAGAAACCCCUCAGCAGCUGUGCUCUUCUGGGAGGCUCCCCGCUCGCUGCCUUCAGCCAGAGGCUCCUGACAGCAGCUCUCUUUCUUGCCACUGGAGCCUGAGAAGGGGGAUGAGGGUGCUGGUGCAGUCCCUCUCAGAGAGCUCGCCCAGCCUGGCUUGCAGAGGGCCCUUGGUCACCAUGCCGUUCCUUUCUGUCUUCUCUGAUUCGUUCCCCAAAAAAGAGUCCUGGAGAAUUAAUUGUCACACUGGCCCAUCCUGUCUGUGUGGGGGGAGAAACUUCUGCAGCACACCUCUGUCUGGAACCCGGGAGAGCAGGAAACGCAGCCAAGUCAGGCAGGCACCGAGAGGCAGACCCCCUUCAGAAGGAGCUGUGCGUCCUUGUUCUGCUGCUGUUCUGCCUUUCCUGACGAGCGGGGUUUGGGGCACAGAGACACUGGGAUAUUUGUACUCUUGCUCCUGUGCCAUUAGAGAGGCUGCUGCCCCAGGCAGGCCAGCCCCUCCUCCUCUCGGCUGCACCCGUGUUGCUCAGACUAUAUUUCAAAUAAAAAAAUCUUCUUACCAUGCAGGUAGGCUCUUGUAUUCCUCUUCCAGUGAGCCUGGCCCUACCCUACUCCACCUAAGACUUCCCUCAUUGUCCCAUCUCUGAGGGAGAACAGUGUUUCCUGCUGCCCAAGGACAGUCCUCUCUAGAUUUUGGAGCUGUGGUGUGGAAACCAGGAGCUCAGUACUUCUGAAGGGGUGAGGGGAGGGUCUUAUGCUGGUCAAGAGUCACCUCCAAGUUCUCCCCUGAGCUAGCAGCCUUGGUUUUUAGGGCUUAUUGAAAUUUUCCUGGGCACCUCCAUCUUUCCUACAAACGGUUUUUCAAACUAAGAGAACCCUUUACUGGUGGGAGGAGGGAGAGGGAUAGAAGGGAGGAAUUCUGUACUUUUCUUGCACUGUUCAAGAGGCCUUGAUAUCACCCCUGCCACAGGGAACUCGGGCGUGGCAGAAUUGGGAUUAGACAUGGGAGGCUGGGCUGUCUUUUCUCUGAUGGCAGAGUUAGGACCUGACCUAGCACAAGGAGCCGGCUGUGCAGAGGUGUCCUCUGACCUCUGCUCCGAGUAGCUGCUGCAGCCCUGCAUGGGUGGGAUGUGGGGCUGGGCCCAGCAGGAUCUAGUGCAGCAAAGGGAAGUGGGUGCUGACUGCAUUCUUAGAGGCGAUCCUUCAAGGAAGACAUUGAAUAUCAAUGAUAAAUUAUUAAGUCAGGUAAAUAUGCCUGACCUUUUCACAAUUGAAAAAAAAAUUUCUUCCUCUAUCAAAUGCCAGAUUUUUAGUGGAAAUGCUAAUGGCAUUGGGAAAGGUUAGCGCUUGUUUCAGUUUCAGAGAAACAGUGCUUCUUAAUGAUUGCCAUACCUGGCAAGGCCACCAUGUCCCUGCUUCCCAAGCAGGCAGCGAGGGCAAACCGGGCCUGAUUCCGGCUGCAUGCAGAGCCAGAGCUGGCCCCAACUCAGCUGUCAUCCCUUCCUAAUUCCAGUUGCAGGGUGCCUACCCUGCACCCGGGGCCAUUCACAGGAACAGAUUAUAGAGGAGGCUGAUAGAAGCGUUUGAAAUGGAUGGCCGAACCACUUUCAGAGACAGUAUAGCUGGAGCUGGGGGAGAGGAGGUGGUGAAAUCACAGGUUUGACCUGUCCUGACCUCAGAUCUAUCUCCUUCCUGGGAAUGGUAUGGAGUGGAAAGAAUGUCGAGCCACUCACCAAGAAACCUGGGUCACAGCCUGGGUUCUGCCCUCAACCAGCUCUUAACAAACCCUCUUAACUUCACCAGCCCCUCCCCUUCAAGAUAGACCUAGUAUUUCCCAUCCAACUCGAUUCACAGGCUUUUGUGAGGUGAUAAGUAUGGAAGCAUUUUCUAGUUUAUGAAACACUAUCAAUGUCAGGGAUUAUUGACUAUGAAACACUAUCAAUGUCAGGGUGGAGUGUACCUUGCCGGCUAUUCAGACUUGAUGCUGAUGGUCAGUUAUGAUCGGUCUGGGACAUCUCUCCACUGUUUAGUAAGAGUGAUGAUUAACAGCACUUUAAGUCCUGCUUGUGGGCCCAGCAUCUUUCUAAAAACACUCUGCAGUGAUUCUCACUUUGUCCUCACAGUGAUCUCACAGUUAGCCUCCACUGUACAGAGAAGAAAACCGAGGCUCAGAGAGGUUAAAUAAGUUGCUGGGUGACCUUGUAAGUCAAGCCCAUCUGGUUCUAAAGUCCAUGAUGUCAGCUGCUGUGUUGCCUUAGUGACCCGGCUACUUUGGCUGGCUGCCAGCUUAUCAACAGUUUGCAGCCAUCCAGACAACUGCUUUCCUACCUCCCCUGCAGUUGGGGUGCCCCACUGAGCACCAGGUUCUCUUUGGAGUCAGUCUGUGCCUUUUCACCCCAAGGAGGGCCCUGUGCAUCACAUUUGCUUGUGGCGUUCCAAAGCACGUGCAGUGUCUCUGUGACCUUUCAUUCUCAUUGGGAUUUAUCUUGCCAUUUGAAGAUCAUUAUUUUGGUGAGGCUAUUACAGAAAAAGUGGCCCAACCCUCACAGGGAACAUGGUUCCCUCAGGGUCCAAUAUCUUCUGAUCUUUUUUUUUAAAGAUGUUUUAAAAUAGUUGUGCUAUCAUUUGUUAUCAGAAAAUGCUUGCUGUAACAAGCACUUAUCUGCUGGAGUGAAUGCUCUACUGAUCAAGUUAAACAGAUAAGAUCCCCACCCUUGUAGAAACUACAAUUUAAUACACUCUAAGGCUUGACAAAUGACUAGUAUUUAUUUUCCAACUCCUUUAUCUCUGUAAAAUGAUAUGCCGAAUUACUAUAAGCUAAUUGGUGUAGAAAGAGCUCUUCCCUUAACUUAUGUAAACAGUCUGGCUUUUGAAAACAGCUGUGGUUCAGCAAGUUCAACACACCUUGCCUUCCCCGAGACUGCAGAAAAACCCCUCUGCCUGCCCUGGCCAUCACUGUGUAUUCAGCUCUGGGCACACUUUCUUUUACUUGUUUUUAAUUUUUUUUUUCAUUUUUGGAAAAAAUUAAUACACAUACAUGGUAAGACGUCCAAACAAUGCAAAAAGAGAAUACAAUGAAAAGUAAGCUUCCCAAUGGAGGUCAGCCUUCAGUUCCACAUCCCCCUCUCCAGAAUUAAUCACUGUUUCUAUAUCUUAUGUAUCCUUCCUGAGCAAUUCUAUGCAUUUACAAGUUUUUAAAUAUGUAUAUUUAUAUAUCUAUUUUUAAUACAAAUGGUAGCAUUCUAUACACAGUGUUCUGAAGCUUGCUUUUUUUUUUCACUUAUAUAAUGGAGCUUGUUCUAAAUUCAUCCAGUGGGUCAGUCUAAUUCAUUAAAAGCUCGUAGUACA